Messenger RNA from Xyrauchen texanus (razorback sucker), 4524 nucleotides. RefSeq names its product regulatory associated protein of MTOR, complex 1 (gene rptor). The transcript is spliced from 36 exons. The record is from RefSeq and is a predicted model, not a curated record. Gene Ontology annotation, cellular component: cytoplasm; TORC1 complex. Gene Ontology annotation, biological process: regulation of autophagy; cellular response to starvation; TORC1 signaling. Gene Ontology annotation, molecular function: protein-macromolecule adaptor activity; protein binding. Bases 401 to 4492 code for a protein of 1363 amino acids. NCBI's taxonomy places the organism in Eukaryota, Metazoa, Chordata, Actinopteri, Cypriniformes, Catostomidae.
CCAAAGAUGGCGGCGCCCUUGCGCAAGUGUUGAGAAACGAUAACGUUUGGGAGUCUAAUUCUGAUAAAAACAAUUCGCAGCAAUCUAACACUGCUGACCUAUCUUCGUGGAUACCAGAAAGCGUGCGGGAAAAGAGACAAUAGGACUGAGUGAUUGAGCGCCUGCCGUGGCUCAAGCAGAGUUUGAGAUUGCGGAUGAUGAUGGGCCGCUGCGCCUGACCCAGAACCAGACCCAGCGUAGACCCCACAGCAAAAACAUCCCGAUCGAGCGCCUGCAGAUCCUCCACAGUCUGUUAACGCUGCCGUAUAAGCUGCUGACUGAAGUGAUCGGUGUGAUCGUCCGCAGACGCAGCGGAUCUCCAGCACGAACCCUGGAGAACUCUGCCGGUUCCAGAGCCCUAAUGAAAAUGGACACAGAUUUGCUUCACUCCCCCGUGGUGGGGCUGACAGAGGAGGAGGAGGUUGACAUGGCUGACUGGAACCUUCCUCUUGCCUUCAUGAAGAAACGUCACACAGAGAAGAUUGAGGGAUCCAAAGUUCUGGCUCAGAGCUGGAGAAUGAAAGACCGGAUGAAAACAGUGAGUGUGGCUCUAGUUUUAUGUCUUAAUGUUGGUGUGGACCCUCCUGAUGUAGUUAAGACAUCACCCUGUGCCAGAUUAGAGUGCUGGAUAGAUCCUCUGUCUAUGAGUCCACAGAAAGCCCUGGAGACUAUAGGGGCCAACCUACAGAAGCAGUAUGAAAACUGGCAGCCCAGGGCCCGCUAUAAGCAGAGUUUGGACCCCACAGUUGAUGAGGUGAAGAAGUUGUGUUCUUCACUGCGGAGAAAUGCCAAAGAGGAACGUGUUCUCUUUCAUUAUAAUGGCCAUGGCGUCCCACGCCCCACUGUCAAUGGAGAGAUCUGGGUCUUCAAUAAGAACUACACCCAAUACAUCCCUCUUUCCAUCUAUGACCUGCAGACGUGGAUGGGGAGUCCCUCCAUCUUCGUGUAUGACUGCUCUAAUGCAGGAAUCAUCGUCAAGUCCUUCAAACAGUUUGCGUUGCAGAGGGAGCAAGAGCUUGAGGUGGCAGCGAUAAACCCAAACCACCCACUGGCUCAGAUGCCCCUGCCUCCCUCUAUGAAAAACUGCAUCCAGCUGGCUGCCUGUGAGGCCAGUGAGCUCUUGCCCAUGAACCCUGACCUCCCUGCUGACCUCUUCACCUCUUGCCUCACCACACCCAUCAAAAUCGCCCUGCGCUGGUUCUGUAUGCAGAAGAGUUCAAAACUGGUACCAGGAGUGACCUUGGACCUGAUUGAAAAAAUCCCAGGCAGGCUGAAUGACAGAAGGACACCAUUAGGAGAGCUGAACUGGAUUUUCACAGCUAUCACUGACACUAUCGCAUGGAACGUCUUGCCAAGAGAUCUUUUUCAGAAGCUAUUUCGUCAGGAUCUGUUGGUGGCCAGUCUGUUUCGGAACUUCCUAUUAGCUGAAAGGAUUAUGAGGUCAUAUAACUGCACACCAGUCAGCAGCCCCAGGUUACCACCUACAUACAUGCAUGCUAUGUGGCAAGCAUGGGACCUUGCGGUGGACAUCUGCCUCUCGCAGCUCCCCACCAUCAUCGAGGAAGGCACAGCUUUUAGGCACAGUCCAUUCUUCGCUGAGCAGCUGACAGCAUUUCAGGUGUGGCUGACGAUGGGUGUGGAGAACAGAAACCCUCCAGAGCAGCUGCCAAUCGUCCUGCAGGUCCUCUUGAGUCAAGUACACAGACUGAGGGCUUUGGACUUGCUGGGGCGGUUUCUGGACCUGGGCCCCUGGGCUGUCAGUCUGGCUCUGUCGGUGGGGAUUUUUCCAUACGUGUUGAAACUGUUGCAAAGUUCAGCUAGAGAGCUCAGACCUCUACUGGUCUUCAUCUGGGCAAAGAUCCUUGCAGUAGACAGUUCAUGCCAAGCUGAUCUUGUAAAAGACAAUGGACACAAGUACUUCCUGUCAGUGCUGGCUGACCCGUACAUGCCCGCUGAACACAGGACCAUGGCUGUCUUCAUCCUCGCUGUCAUCGUGAACAACUACAACACAGGACAGGAGGCAUGUUUGCAGGGUAACCUGAUUGCGAUCUGUCUGGAGCAGCUUAACGACCCUCAUCCUCUCCUUAGGCAGUGGGUGGCUAUCUGUUUGGGCCGAAUCUGGCAGAACUUUGAUUCUGCACGCUGGUGUGGAGUUCGAGACAGUGCCCACGAGAAGCUAUACAGUCUCCUCUCUGAUCCCAUACCAGAGGUGCGGUGUGCUGCUGUGUUUGCGUUGGGUACAUUUGUGGGGAACUCUGCUGAGAGAACAGACCACUCCACCACUAUUGAUCAUAACGUGGCUAUGAUGUUAGCACAACUCAUCAAUGAUGGCAGUCCUAUCGUGAGAAAGGAGCUGGUUGUUGCUCUCAGUCAUCUAGUGGUGCAGUAUGAGAGUAAUUUCUGUACUGUAGCUCUGCAGUUCAUUGAGGAAGAGAAAAACUAUGCUGUACCCUCACCGGCCAAUGCCAUAGAGACAGGAAACAUUACUCCGAGUAGGGACAGCCCUGCCAUCCCCCGUUUACGUUCAGUGAACUCCUACACAAACCUCAGAGCUGCCACUAGUGCUCGAACCCUCAACAAGAGCCUUCAGAACCUCAACCUUAACGAAGAGGGUGGUUCGGCUGCAUUCUCUCCAGGAAACCUGAGCACCAGUAGCAGUGCCAGCAGUACUCUGGGCAGUCCUGAUAAUGACGAGUACCUCCUCUCCUUUGAAACCAUUGACAAGAUGAGGAGAGUCAGCUCAUACUCUUCCUUAAACUCUCUCAUAGGUGUGUCUUUUAACAGCGUAUAUACUCAGAUUUGGAGGGUGUUACUACAUCUUGCAGCUGAUCCAUUUCCAGAUGUGUCUGAUCUGGCCAUGAAGGUUCUCAAUAGCAUUGCAUACAAGGCCACCAUGAAUGCUCGGACACAAAGGAUUCUGGACUCAGGAUCUCUCACCCAAUCAGCUCCCGCCAGCCCCACCAGCAAGGGAACACUCAUACAUCAGGCAGGUGCUUCCCACAGAUCCAAACGCCCUUCAUCUCCCUCCAGCGGUUCUCCACCAAUGCCUGGUGCCUCCAGCUCCAGUUUCACCAAUGAGGUGCCCAAACCGCCCACCCGGGAAGGGCCACCCACUCGCCCUCCAUACACACCCACUUUAGGUGGACAGGCACCCCACUCGCAGCAGUUUCCACGCACCAGGAAAAUGUUUGACAAGGGCCCUGAUCAGUCUGCUGAGGAUGGAGAUGAGACGGCUGCUCACAGGAGCUUCAUCAGUGCAACUUUACAGACAGGUCUGUGCGACUGGAGCGCAAAAUAUUUCGCUCAGCCCGUCAUGAAGAUUCCAGAAGAGCAUGAUUUGGAGAGUCAGGUUCGCAAGGAGAGAGAGUGGAGAUUCUUACGUAACGCUCGAGUAAGAAGACAAAGCCAACGGAUCACUCAGAGAGGAGUGACACGAUUAGAUGAUCAGAUAUUCAUCAACAGGAACCCUGGAGUGCCAUCAGUGGUUAAGUUUCACCCGUUUAAUCCCUGCAUUGCUGUAGCUGACAAAGACUCGAUCUGUUUUUGGGACUGGGAGAAAGGAGAAAGGUUGGAUUAUUUCUACAACGGCAACCCACGGUACACACGCAUCACGGCCAUGGAGUAUCUGAAUGGCCAUGAUUGUUCACUCCUCCUCACUGCCACUGAUGAUGGAGCAUUGCGCGUCUGGAAGAACUUUGCAGACCAACGGAAUCCAGAGAUGGUCACUGCAUGGCAGGGGUUGUCUGACAUGCUGCCCACAACACGAGGUUUAGCCCGACGGGUCUCAAUCUAUCUUGACAGAAGUAAGCAGGGAGGUGCAGGUAUGGUGGUGGAUUGGGAGCAGGAGACCGGGCUCUUGAUGACGUCUGGUGACGUACGAGUAAUACGGAUCUGGGACACAGAAAGAGAAAUGAAAGUACAGGACAUCCCGACUGGAGCAGACAGUUGCGUGACCACCUUGUCAUGUGAUCUUCAACGGUCACUGGUUGCUGCAGGUCUUGGAGACGGUUCGGUUCGAGUGUACGACCGCAGAAUGGGGCCUAAUGAAUGUCGUGUGAUGACAUAUAGGGAACAUGGUGCAUGGGUGGUGAAGGCACAUCUACAAAAAGAUCCGGAUGGACAAAUUAUCAGUGUUAGUGUGAAUGGAGAUGUGCGGUUCUUUGACCCACGAAUGCCAGAUUCAAUCAACGUCUUGCAGACAGUAAAAGGACUGACGGCUCUGGACAUCCAUCCACAGGCCAACCUUUUCGCCUGUGGCUCUAUGAAUCAGUUUAUAGCUGUUUAUAACUUCAAUGGGGAUGUGAUCAGCAACAUUAAAUACUAUGAUGGUUUCAUGGGGCAGAGAAUUGGUGCCAUCAGCUGCCUGGCCUUCCACCCUUACUGGCCUCAUCUGGCCGUGGGCAGUAAUGACUACUACAUGUCUAUCUACUCAGCAGAGAAGAGACUCAGAUAACGUCUCAACCUCAGACACCUGCUGCAACCCCC